Pseudonaja textilis is the source of this 1470-nucleotide messenger RNA. Lineage: Eukaryota; Metazoa; Chordata; Lepidosauria; Squamata; Elapidae. The record is from RefSeq and is a predicted model, not a curated record.
UCGGCGCAGGCGCAGUGCCCGCUUUGGCUGCUGUCGCCGCGGCGUAUGGAGCCGCAGCAGAAUGGAAGUGGCAAGUGGCAAGCUGACGAGGAGCCGCCGCCGCCGCCGCCGCCCGCCAUGGAGACGGGAAGCGAAGCCGGAGGAUCCUCGGAGGAACGGCGGCGGCGGAUAUCGGCCUCAGGCGGCCGUCGGCGCGGAGGCGGGACGAGCAGGGCGGAGGCCACGGCGAGCCGCGAGAAAGAGCGCGUUGGCCCCGCCCCCCGGCCGCGCCUCGAUUCCCACCGCAAGAGCCGCCCCCCUUUCCCUUGGUUCGGCUUGGACAUUGGCGGGACUUUGGUGAAGCUGGUUUAUUUCGAGCCCAAAGACAUCACCACGGAGGAGGAGGAGGAAGAAGUGGAGAGCCUGAAAAGCAUCCGCAAAUACCUGACCUCCAACACGGCCUACGGCUCCACCGGCCUUCGCGACGUCCACCUGGAGCUCAGAGACCUCACGCUGUGUGGACGCAAAGGCAAUCUGCACUUUAUUCGCUUCCCCACGCACGACAUGCCCGCUUUUAUCCAGAUGGGCAGCGAGAAACAUUUCUCGAGCCUCCACACCACCUUGUGUGCCACUGGAGGCGGAGCGUAUAAAUUUGAGCAGGACUUCCGCACAGUGGGGGACCUUCAGCUGCGUAAGAUGGACGAGCUCGACUGCCUCAUCAAGGGAGUUCUCUACAUCGAUUCGGUGGGGUUCAACGGACACUCGGAGUGCUACUAUUUUGAGAACCCCACGGAUCCCGAGAAAUGCCAGAAGGUCCCUUUCAACCUGGAGAAUCCCUACCCGCUCCUUCUGGUGAACAUCGGCUCCGGGGUCAGCAUCCUGGCCGUCUAUUCCGAAGACAAUUACAAGCGGGUGACAGGUACCAGCCUUGGAGGAGGCACCUUUUUCGGCCUCUGCUGCCUCCUGACCGGCUGCUCCACCUUCGAAGAGGCCCUCGAAAUGGCAUCCCACGGAGACAGCACCAAAGUGGACAAACUCGUGCGGGAUAUUUACGGAGGGGACUACGAGCGCUUUGGGCUGCCCGGUUGGACCAUCGCAUCCAGCUUUGGAAACAUGAUGAGCAAAGAGAAGCGAGAUGCCGCCAGUAAGGAGGACCUGGCCCGGGCGGCCUUGAUCACCAUCACCAACAACAUUGGCUCCAUCGCCCGGAUGUGCGCGCUGAAUGAGAACAUCAAUAAAGUGGUUUUUGUGGGGAACUUUUUGCGAAUCAACACGAUCUCCAUGAAGUUCCUGGCCUACGCUUUGGACUACUGGUCCAAGGGACAACUGAAGGCCCUUUUCCUGGAACAUGAGGUAAAAAGUCGCGCUGUGGCUUCUCUUUUAGGCGAGUCGUUGCAGUCGUUCAAGUUCAUAACCCUGUCGUUCGGCGAGUCUGGCUCCCCUUCGCCUCCCGAGUUGGUUGCCCAGCUGAAUGGGGACUCCGAAUUUUGA